UUACAACUUAUGACAAACCCUUUUCUUGAUCUCCAAGCAUUUUCCUAAUAUAAAUAUUCGUAUAGUUUUAUAUGUGCGUUUUAUUGUUUUCUUGCAAUGUUGUUCGCAUAGCGGAAAGAGUUAUGGCGUGGUCAAGCUGCAACGGUGAGAGUAUCUGUAAGGAGAUUCAUGAUUCUUGGGGACAGCCUGCUCAUUUGAUUCAACAUCUGGCUGGCCUGAGUCUACUCGAAUGCAGGAAAACUAGAGAGACGUAUGUGAAGAUUUAUGGGGAGGACCCUGCUCAGCUUCUGCUUCAGAGUUCGGAAUCCUCUAGCCAAGGAACCGGAGUUUCUCAGAGGACAUCUGCGGCUUUGUCAAUGUUGAUGCUCAAUCCGCAUGAACGUGACGCAAUUGUGGCUAGAGAGGCAUUUGAGCAGAAUGAUACGGUGAAUUACAAGGCUCUGAUUGAAAUAUUUACUUGCCGGAAAUCAAGUCAUGUUCUUCUCAUACAAGCAGCGUAUCAUGCAAAAUAUAAGAGGCAAUUAGAUCAAGACAUUAUCAGCAUCGAACCUUCCCAACCCUAUCAAAGGAUUUUGAUGGCAUUGUCUGCAUCACACAAAGCACACCAAGCUGAUGCCAGCCAACACAUUGCCAGGUGCGAUGCAAUGAGGCUUUACCAAGCAGGGGAGGGAAAGCCGGGGGCAGUUGAUGAAGCAGUUCUGCUAGAAAUUCUCAGUAAAAGGAGCAUUCUUCAACUGAGGCUGACAUUUUCCGCCUAUAAGCACAUCUUUGGUCAUACUUACACGGCUUCCCUCAAGAAUGAAAAAUCAGGAGAAUUCGAAGAUGCCCUGAGAGUGGUGGUGACAUGCAUAUGCAACCCGCCAAAAUAUUAUGCAGAGACAUUGUAUGCAUGCGUAAAAGGGACAGCAACAGAUAAAGGAGCUUUGGUCCGAGUUAUCAUGAGCAGAGCAGAGGUGGACAUGAAUGAAAUACAAAAGGUUUUCAAGAAGAAAUAUGGGGUAGAACUUAAAAUUGCUAUGAGUGAAAGUCUUCCAUCUGGGGAUUAUGGAGAGUUAGUUCUUGCCCUUGCAACAAAGACAUGUAAAGUACCUGAUGGCUCCGUCUAAAACAGUUCAUUUAUGUUGCCCGGCAGGCAUAGUAUUUCUAGUAGUGAUAUCAAGUCUUAACAAGCAGCACUGUUUGGGAUCUAAUUAAUCCAUUAGUUUUAGCUAAUACUAGUAUGUUGCAGUAACUUGGUUAACUUAUCUGUUUCGGGAGCUGAUAUUAGCAAUUUCACGAAGAGGAUGUUCGUUCAGAAUCUGUCUCAGCAGGAAUUAGUGCCCACGUUCUUGAGUUCUGAUAAAUUAUUAUUAUUGGCAGCCGUCUCAUUUUUCUUCUUC
Messenger RNA from Coffea eugenioides, 1379 nucleotides. Its product is annotated as annexin D8-like. Gene Ontology annotation, cellular component: cytoplasm. Gene Ontology annotation, molecular function: calcium-dependent phospholipid binding; calcium ion binding. NCBI's taxonomy places the organism in Eukaryota, Viridiplantae, Streptophyta, Magnoliopsida, Gentianales, Rubiaceae. The transcript has 4 exons. Bases 72 to 1106 code for a protein of 344 amino acids. The record is from RefSeq and is a predicted model, not a curated record.